Syzygium oleosum is the source of this 819-nucleotide messenger RNA. RefSeq names its product germin-like protein subfamily 1 member 1. The transcript has a single exon. Gene Ontology annotation, molecular function: manganese ion binding. Bases 53 to 727 code for a protein of 224 amino acids. Gene Ontology annotation, cellular component: cell wall. Lineage: Eukaryota; Viridiplantae; Streptophyta; Magnoliopsida; Myrtales; Myrtaceae. The record is from RefSeq and is a predicted model, not a curated record.
UCUCUUAAAUCCUAUCCAGGCACCGAAAACCCACAUCAUUUACACAAGGCCAAUGGCCGUCAUUAGGAUUACACCUUCCCGUCUUCCGACGCUGGUCGUCCUAGCUCUUAUAUUGAGCCAGGCCCAAACUGACCCCGAUCCGCUUCAAGAUUACUGCAUUGCGGACAUGAGAAACCGGCAUUCUUUUUGGGUCAAUGGUGCACCCUGCAUUGACCCAGAUUCAGCUAGCAUUUCCCACUUCACCACCUCUGCUCUAUCCAAGCCAGGCAACCCAAAGGCCAACCGAUUUGGGUUCAAUGUCACGCUCACAAACAUGGCCAAUUUGCCGGGGCUCAAUACGAUGGGCUUGACCAUGGCUAGAAUCGAUAUUGUGGGCAGCGGGCUGGUGCCACCCCACUCGCACCCGAGGGCCUCGGAGGUGACCAUUUGCCUCGAGGGGGUGAUCGGUGUCGGCUUUGUGGACACUUCCAACCGCCUGUUUACGCAAAUACUGCGACCGGGCGAGUCAUUUGUAUUCCCUAAAGGUCUGAUUCACUACCUCUACAACUUUGAUUCGACAAACUCAGCAUUGGCCAUCUCAGGGCUCAGUAGUCAAAACCCAGGUGUCCAAAUUGCUUCACUUGCUGCGUUCAUGUCAAAACCAGGGAUACCUGACGAAGUAUUAGGAACAGCGUUCCAGAUUACGCGGCAAGACAUAGCCAAAAUCCGCAAGAACCUUGGAGGAUGAAAACUGUUAGGGUUUAAUUGUGUAGGAUGGAUUUGAUCAGUUGACUUGUAUUAAUGGUGAGCUUGAAUAUGAGAGCUUGUUACGUUGUGCUA